AUGGCUGUGAAACUUGAACUGUUGGACUAUCACCGAAGGCUUCGGAUUAUGAUGGUUCCCCACGAGCUCGACCAGUUCGUCGUGUGGAAUUUCUCCCGGUUUCCAUGGUGUAGCUCAGUUCCUUAUCAGCUUGUGGGAACGUCUGACUGCUGUAGUGAGAUUGAAGAUGUCCUUAAACACACCUGCCAGUCAGUUGAGCCACCUCGAACAUUCAAUCGACUGAAUUUGAAAGAGGAUCCGAAUGGCCAAGGUGAUCAAGAUAUAGGUGUGAAGCCUGAAAAUAUUAUCAUGUUAGUAUUGGCAUGGAAGCUGGAGGCUCAAAACAUGGGUUUUUUCACUAAAGAAGAAUGGUUAAAAGGAAUGACGCCAUUACAAUGUGGCUGCACAGAGAGGCUACAGAGCAAAUUUGAAUAUUUGCAUUCACAACUCAAUGACCUGUCAGCUUUCAAACAAAUUUACAGAUAUGCUUUUGAUUUUGCUAAAGACCAGCAUAGCCUUGAUAUUGAUACAGCUAAGUCUAUGUUAGCUCUGCUCCUUGGAAGAACAUGGGCUCUGUUCUCUGCCUUCUACCAAUUUUUGGAGCAAUCAAAGUACAGAGUUAUGAAUAAAGAUCAGUGGUUCAAUGUACUGGAAUUCAGCAGAACCGUACUUGCAGAUCUCAGCAACUAUGAUGAAGAUGGUGCAUGGCUUGUGCUGCUUGAUGAAUUUGUUGAAUGGCAGAAAGCAAGGCAGUCAUCAUAACAAAUUAGAGGA
This is a messenger RNA of Hypanus sabinus (Atlantic stingray), 753 nucleotides long. Its product is annotated as DCN1-like protein 5. Gene Ontology annotation, molecular function: cullin family protein binding; ubiquitin conjugating enzyme binding; ubiquitin-like protein binding. The coding region runs from base 1 to 741 and encodes 246 amino acids. The record is from RefSeq and is a predicted model, not a curated record. Gene Ontology annotation, biological process: positive regulation of ubiquitin-protein transferase activity; protein neddylation. The transcript is spliced from 3 exons. Gene Ontology annotation, cellular component: ubiquitin ligase complex. Lineage: Eukaryota; Metazoa; Chordata; Chondrichthyes; Myliobatiformes; Dasyatidae.